This is a messenger RNA of Exophiala viscosa, 1113 nucleotides long. RefSeq lists its product as uncharacterized. Gene Ontology annotation, molecular function: mRNA 3'-UTR AU-rich region binding. Gene Ontology annotation, biological process: 3'-UTR-mediated mRNA stabilization. The coding region runs from base 1 to 1095 and encodes 364 amino acids. The record is from RefSeq and is a predicted model, not a curated record. Gene Ontology annotation, cellular component: cytoplasm; nucleus. The transcript is spliced from 2 exons. Lineage: Eukaryota; Fungi; Ascomycota; Eurotiomycetes; Chaetothyriales; Herpotrichiellaceae.
AUGGCUUCCGCCGAAUCUCCAGUUGCAAAUCACGUCGAUGAUGGCUUGACCGAAUCGAUCAACCAACUCAAUGUGGGCGACCGCGAAAAUGAGCAGCCAAAGACCGAGGAAGAGUACGCGCAGUCCCAAUUGACUCUCAGAGCCAUUGUUUCCACCAAAGAAGCUGGUGUCAUCAUUGGUAAGGCUGGAAAGAAUGUGGCCGAUCUACGAGAAGAGACUGGUGUCAAAGCUGGAGUUAGCAAGGUCGUGCAGGGUGUCCAUGAUCGUGUCUUGACCGUGACUGGACCCCUCUCCGGCAUUGCAAAGGCCUACGCUCUCGUGGCCAAAGGUCUUCUUGAGGGUGCGCCCCAGAUGGGCAUGGGAGGUGUUGUCCAGAACAAUGGCACUCACCCAAUCCGUCUCUUGAUCUCUCACAACCAGAUGGGCACCAUUAUUGGUCGGCAAGGAUUGAAGAUCAAGCACAUCCAAGACGCCUCCGGUGUACGCAUGGUCGCACAAAAGGAAAUGUUGCCUCAAUCCACUGAGCGUAUCGUCGAAGUCCAAGGUACACCUGAGGGCAUUGACAAGGCCGUCUGGGAAAUUGGAAAGUGCCUUGUCGAUGACUGGCAACGUGGCACUGGGACCGUGCUGUACAAUCCUGCUGUUCGAGUGCAAGUUGGUUCGGGACCUUUGCCUCCUGCCGUUGGUGGGGGCGGAUUGCCGGCCAACACCUUCGCUGGAGGUCGAACAUAUAAUCGGACUGGCAACGGCGCUGACUUCAGCGAAGCGCGCAGUUUCAACAACCGCAACACCGAUGCACCACGUAGUGGCGGUAUCCCCAUGGUCACCGAGGAUGGAGAAGAAGUCCAGACUCAGAACAUUAGCAUUCCUGCCGAUAUGGUCGGCUGCAUAAUCGGAAGAGGAGGCUCCAAGAUCAGCGAAAUCCGGAAGACCUCAGGAGCCAGAAUCUCGAUUGCGAAAGCACCGCAUGACGAGACUGGGGAGAGAAUGUUCACCAUCAUGGGAAGUGCCAGCGCCAACGAGAGAGCCCUGUACCUCUUGUACGAGAACUUGGAAGCCGAGAAGGGACGCAGACAACAAGUCUCCUCAGAAUAAGUCUGAGAGACGAUCCAU